Tinamus guttatus (white-throated tinamou) is the source of this 589-nucleotide messenger RNA. It is a transcript of the gene PHLDA2, whose product is annotated as pleckstrin homology like domain family A member 2. NCBI's taxonomy places the organism in Eukaryota, Metazoa, Chordata, Aves, Tinamiformes, Tinamidae. The record is from RefSeq and is a predicted model, not a curated record. Gene Ontology annotation, biological process: positive regulation of apoptotic process. Gene Ontology annotation, molecular function: phosphatidylinositol phosphate binding.
GGAGGAUGAAGAUGCAAGCCGAGGGGAUCCGCGAGGGCGAGCUGGAGAAGCGCAGCGACAGCCUCUUCCAGCUGUGGAAGAAGAAGCUGGUGGUGCUCACCAAGGACAGCCUGAGCCUCUUCCCCGACGGGCACAAGCGCGCCAAGGGCAAGGAGCUGGGCUUCGGCUCCAUCCUCAAGGUGGACUGCGUGGAGCGCACGGGCAAGUACAUCUACUUCACCAUCGUCACCAAGGACCGCAAGGAGAUCGACUUUCGGUGCCCGGACCAGAGCUGCUGGAAUGCCUCGAUCACCAUGGCCCUCAUUGACUUCCAGAACAAGCGCGCCAUCCAGGACUUCAAGAGCCGCCAGGAGCUGGAGCAGGCGGCGGGCACCCAGGAGCGGCGGCUGGCCCGGGCACCCUGAGCCCCUGCCGUGCACCCGAGCAUACUGCUGGCUGAUAACAAGAUCAAGUGUCUUGGACUGAAAUGGAACAGGGUACCAAUGAAGGAAAGCGAAGACGGAAGCUGGAAGCAGCUUGGUUUUUCACCAAGCCUGGUUGAGGCUGCUGAGCAAAGAGCCCCGAACUUUGCCUGAGAUGCAUAAAAAAA